Saprolegnia parasitica CBS 223.65 is the source of this 4010-nucleotide messenger RNA. RefSeq lists its product as hypothetical. Gene Ontology annotation, molecular function: protein binding. The transcript has 8 exons. Bases 23 to 3955 code for a protein of 1310 amino acids. The record is from RefSeq and is a predicted model, not a curated record. NCBI's taxonomy places the organism in Eukaryota, Oomycota, Saprolegniomycetes, Saprolegniales, Saprolegniaceae.
CGCCACGACCUUUCCUAGGGUGAUGUUAGCGAGUAAGCCCGAGGGCACGCGGCCGCUCUCGGGUGUCGCGACGACGGCACUCUUGGCCACGUCAGACGCCGAAGCGAGACGGCCUAUUGACGACGCGUACCUGACUGUGCUCCGCGACCGCCCGACAACGCCGGAAGGGCCCGCGAAGCUGUAUGUGUUGCAGCUUCAUGGUCAAAACGUCUCGUCCAUCGACGAGAUCUUUACUACCGUGUCCCCUCGGCACCUCGUCGCUCUCUACCUCCAGCACAACGUCAUUGGCGCGAUCGAUGCGCUUCUUGUUUGUGCCAAGACGCUGCGCGUCCUCAACCUUGCCUCCAACGUCCUCACGGCGCUGCCAGGCGGCUCGUUCUGGGCUGCGUUCUCGGCUCUCUCGGUGCUCGAUGUCUCGGACAACUACAUUGCCAAGUGGCGCGACGUCGCCGGCUUGGAAGCAGCGACGAGCCUCGAGCUCUUGCGUCUUGCGGGCAACCCGAUCGCGCUCCUCGAGGCGUCUCGGACCGUCAUCGUCAACCGCCUUCCUUUCUUGCGCGCCCUGGAUGCCUACGUGGUUACGGACGAAGAGCGUAUCCAGCAAGCCCGUAUAAUGACGACCAUAUACGCAUCCUGGAGGGCUCAAAAUUCUCGUCCAUUAGAGUUUGGGCCGCGCUUCAGUGCUUUACAUGCGUCGAUGCUCUGCAGGCUCUGGACCCCGUGGGAAGCCAAACCCGUUGCCGUCGACGCCAAGGUGCGUACUGCACUCUGCAAGACGCUAUCGGCGCUCCACCGGCAGUACGAGCGCAACAGGUCAGCUCGUUGCAGCACACGGUGUCUCGGCAUCCUCGCUAUUGGUAGUCCUGUCUUGAUCGUCCAGCGCGUCUACCGAGGGUACCGAGCGCGCAAACACGGCCUCAGAACGCUCCGAAGCAUGCUUGCCGCCGUGCGACGCAUUCAGCGCAACAUUCGAGGUUGGGCCUUUCGCCGCUACCUUUUGAGACAGCUGUGUCUCGUGGUAACCAACCACGGCGACGAAGCCCUCUUGGUCUCGACGCUGCGAAAGCAAAAGCAACGCGCGAUUCCCAAAAUCAUGUCGGUGUGGCUCCGCCGCCGACGCAUCUACCUCCGCAACAAGGCCGCGCUGCGCAUCAAGCAGUUUCUGCGCGCAGCUGUCGCUGCGAUCCAAGCAAUGCGCGCUCGGCUCCUUGCGUCCCCAUGGACUUUAGCGAUCGUGUGCACGCCGGCAUCGCUGCCUACGGUUCUUGCCGUCGCCAAGAUUGCCGCCCACCGCGAACACCACGCGUGGGGUAUCCCUGGCUGCGCACUAACCAGCCGCGUCGUUGCCACCGGCCCCAUUGUCGUUCGGCCUUCAGGCUAUCAUUUUCACCACGUUUUUGCGCAGUUGCAGCGUCCGCGACACUUGGCGCGGAGUCCGUGUGUUUUAACCAAGUGCGACGACAUGACGCUGCUCCAGAGCCAGCUCCACCUCUUGCGCGACGACGCCGAGCAGCUAUCGGCGCUGCGACCGCGAGAGAGCACGCCGCUGCAUCGACAGCACAUUGCCGCUCUUCGCCACGAGGUGGCCCAGCGAAUUCGCCUUCUGGACGCCACGCUUCAGUCGACGAUCCAAACCCAUGCCGCGCGGCUGACAUGCAAGGCACGGAAGCGAGCUGUUCGGAUCCGAGCCCGCGGUGUCCAGUACGAAGCUAGGAGUGACAUGGUACUCCAACGCUUGCAUAGAAACCCCAAGCACGUCACGCCGACGCGGCGCGAUCUACCGCCGCCGACUACGUACGAGACGCUUCUGACCUUUGUCCCCACGUCGUUUGCCAUGUACUGGCGCAUGCUGUACUUGCUCCGCCGGUCGCACGGCUUCGACGACAACGUGCUCUGCAUCUACUCGCAGGACGACGUCCGCCGCCUCGCUGCGGCCGCACGCAUUCAGAGCGUCUACCGGUCGUACCGCACGCGCCAGCGCACCCAGUUUGCCGCUGCGUUUCUACAAGCCCGCGCGACACUCUGUCUCCAGCGGUGGUGGCGCAACACGCUGUACAUUUACCGGGUGCUCGCACAAUGGACGCAUUGUCUGCGAACGGUGGCAUCGAUCGACUCGAACGUGUUGUAUGUGGAAGAGCGUGUCUUGACACUCUUGCGUGCCCCCGCGAUGCUUGAAAUGGUCAUGUCGUCGUUGCCCACGCGGGCGUCGCACCACUGGAGGUUCAAGUUUACGCACAAGGCGCUGCAUAUUCCCAUCACGCUCGAAGAGAGCUUGUCGCGCCUGCCCGAAGACGAGCAACAGCAAUACCUUAGCACGUUCCUCGUCGACAAUGGACUGCACCGCGUUGGGUUUCCCCUCUGGAUGCCCAGCACACCCUUCCAUGAGAUUGUCGGUCGGGAAGAAAAGCAUGGCUCCAAAGACCAGGCCAGCCACCUCUUUUCUAUCGGCGUCAACGAGGUGCCGGCCAACGACGUGUUCUUAAAGCCGCUCUUGAGCUCGUGUGAUCCAAAGUUUGGUCGAUUCCAGACAUGCCUCGACGUCGUCGCCGACAGCUACGCGCUAUGGAACCAUUCAGAGGCCGAUACGGUGCCCAUGGCGUGGGGCAAAACGUGCGGCGUGCCCAUGGUCAAGCUCGAGUUUGACUCGGUCCAAGAAGCUCGGCACCGCGCCGUUGUGCUGCUCCUCAAGACAUACGACGCGCGCACGCAGACGUAUGCGCGUCUGUUUACAUACUCGAUGCUGCGGUACCUCUGGCUGGACAAGCCGACAUGUCUGCGGUCCGGCCAUGUCUUUUCGAGCCACUGGCACGCGCUUCGUCUCGCACUGCCGUCGCGUUGGGGUACUUUUUACCGCGAGUCCGUCGCCACAAGCCGAGACCGACGCGGGUGUCCGACUGCGGGCUCAUCGCACUUGGCGCGCCUCGCACGCUUGAGUGACCAGCCCCUUCUCGACUUGUCGCUCGUCCAGCCGCCACCCAUGCCCACCGACGAUAACAGCAACGACGGGAGCAGCAACAACAACAACACUGCGAGUUUGUCGACACUCUUCCCCGAGGUGGUUCCCGCGACGGUUUACAUCAGCGCGCACCCACCCCGCGACCUUCAGGAGCUCAAGGAGCAGCAGGCACAAGGCAUUCGGCUCGAGACUGCGUACGCCGAGGCCGCGCUCCAAAGCAUCGCAAUGGAAGAGCUGCAAGAAAAGCAGUUGCAGGUCGCCAUACAGCACAUGCCACGCCCGCCGCCACCCAUGGUCACGGAAGUGGCUGCGCGAAAUCGGCACGAGAAGCUCCAGGCCAAGAUGCGCGCUGUCGAGGGCGCGGUGGCGCUCCACCAGCGCGAUCAAGCUCGCGCCAACCAGACUCUGCAUCGCAUGCGACUGACCGAGCGAGCGGCUGAGGCGCGAGCGAUCGACGAGCGCAUCGGCCACUGUGAGCGGGCGGCGGCGAUCGCAGCGCAAAAGGUCGCUGUCGACGCGGCGCUCCAGCGAAAUGCGUACGAGCAGCAACAGCGUCUUCUUAUGCAGCAGCAGAACCGAGCGGUGCAAGCCGCGCUAUCGACGCGCAAGAAGGCACUGCGGGGGUUCGCCCAACGGUUUGGGCAGCAGGCCGUGCGGCUCACGCGUCUCCAAGCGCAAGACGACCGCGACCAAGUGCGUGCGACGCAGGCGACACUCCCCGUGCUGCUCGCGGCCGACACCAAGCACAAACUCGCGGCCGCGCGCGAGUCGGAGCAAACGAAGCGCAGUCAUGCAUUCGUCGAGCGUCAGAAGGCGCGAAUUGAGCAGCGCGAUGAGAUUCGGGAGGCGCUCGAGACGCAGGCGCUGCAGGACGACUACCGCCGACAAGACAUUCGGGAGCGCAUUGGGCGCGAGAAGAAAAUCAAAGCCCACUUGCGAGACGACGCCAACGACAAGCGAUCCAAGCACCACCACACUCUGGACCGUGUCUCGCUCUAGUAUGUCGUCCGUACCAGAUGCAUUUGGCUGGUCGCAUGUCAAGUGCACGUCUUGU